AUGCUGGACCGUUUUCUUCACGAACUGUGGCUGAUACAGUUGCCGGCUCAAGGUCAGCGGCAAGCGCUGGAGCGGCAUGAAGGCGAUAGAGAGGAAGAGGAAACUGGUGCGGAGAAAGCGGAGGAAGCGGAGAUGAUAAGGAUACAGCGAGGGAGAAAAGGGAUAUCUCUUUCUUUACGGUGGGAGAGGGAGGGCAUGCUACCUGUACGCUUACUGAAGCUCUUCAAUGGCGGUCUAAGUACCGCAUUACAGGACCGCAGACGGAUUCAGUAUAUGUUUUCGAGCGCACCACUUGAUAGAAUGCCAUCCUUUAGCGAACCAUUCCGCACAGCAGUCCAGAACAGCCAUUUGUCGAACGACCCGGAACAGGACAUCAGCACAAACAUCUUGGACGCUUACGAUGACGGUUCCCGAUUGCGUGGAAUGUUUGGCAUGCAACAGGUCAUGAUCGAGUGA
This is a messenger RNA of Letharia lupina, 456 nucleotides long. RefSeq lists its product as uncharacterized. The coding region runs from base 1 to 456 and encodes 151 amino acids. Lineage: Eukaryota; Fungi; Ascomycota; Lecanoromycetes; Lecanorales; Parmeliaceae. The record is from RefSeq and is a predicted model, not a curated record. The transcript has 6 exons.